AGUAAAACAAAUGGGAGUGGUUUGUGCUCCCACAGUAUUUAACCUACUCUGACACUGGUGCAUGUUACUCCCUGGUCUGUCAGCAAACAUGUCGGUAGACUUUUCUAAGAACGCAACAGAGAGCCCCGAGCCUUGUAAGGCAGAAAUUAAAGGGAAUAUUCCCAGCUGGCUGCAAGGAAUGCUCCUCCGAAAUGGCCCUGGCAUCUUCACUGUGGGCGACACCAACUACAACCACUGGUUUGAUGGGAUGGCUUUAAUGCAUAGCUUCACCUUCAAAGACGGUGAAAUAAUCCAUAGAAGCAGAUUCCUCAGAAGUGACACCUAUAAAGCCAACAUGGAAGCAAACAGAAUUGUUGUAUCUGAAAUGGGGACGAUGGCUUAUCCAGACCCAAGCAAGAACUUCAUCUUCAAGGCAAUCACCUUUCUCAACCACACAAUGCCUGACUUCACUGACAAUGGCGCGAGUAACUUCAUCAAGUAUGGAAAUGACUAUUAUGCCACUUCUGAAACCAACUACAUCAGCAAGAUUGAUCCCGUGACCCUGGAAACCCUGGAAAAGGUGGACUACUUGAAGUACCUGCCUGUAAACUUAGCUUCGUGCCAUCCUCACUAUGACAAGGAGGGCAAUGCCUACAACAUUGGAACGUCAAUAGCAACAAAGGGCAAAACUAAAUACGUACUGUUCAAAGUUCCUGCUGCCUCAGACAAAGACAAAGGCAAGAAAGGCCCUGCACUGAAAAAUGUAGAGGUGAUCUGCUCAGUCCCCUGCCGCUCCCUUCUCAUGCCGAGCUACUACCACAGCUUUGGCAUUACAGAUAACUACAUCAUCUUCGUCGAGAUGCCUUUCAAGCUGGACAUCCUCAAGAUGGCUACUGCCUAUAUGAGAGGAGUCAGCUGGGCAAGCUGCCUGAAGUUCUGCCCUGAAGAAAACACUCUGAUCCACUUGGUGGACAGAAAGACCGGCAAAGAAGUUGAGACAAAGUACUACACAGGAGCAAUGGUCCUCUACCACCAUGUGAAUGCUUUUGAGGACGAUGGCCACGUGGUCUUUGAUGUCAUUGCCUACACUGACAACAGCCUUUAUGACAUGUUCUACUUGAGCAACUUGAGGGAGAAAUCUCAGUUUGAUGAAAAAAGGUUUUCCAAGCCGACUUACAAGAGAUUUGCCCUUCCCAUCCACGCUGACAAAGGCGUUCCAGUUGGAGGGAACAUGGUAAAACUCAAGUACACGACAGCCAGCGCUGUGAAGGAGAAAGAAGGCAAAUUCAUGUGCCAAGCAGAGGUGCUCUGUGAAGGCUUGGAAUUGCCCAGAAUCAAUUAUGACAUCAAUGGGAAGAGGCACCAGUUUGUCUAUGGGAACUACGUGGGGGAUUCUGCAGAAGUGGUUGCAAAGUUUGACACGGAAAGCAAGAAGAUGGUGUACUGGGAUGAAGACAAGUGCUUGCCGUCAGAGCCCGUGUUCGUCCCCAGACCAAACGGAGAGUCGGAAGAUGAUGGUGUGGUCCUAACAUCAGUCAUCAACUCCAAUCCAGGCCAGUCGAGCUUCAUCCUGAUUCUCGAUGGGAAAACGUUCAAGGAAGUAGCACGAGCCUAUGUGAAUACUGAGCUGAACAAGGACAUGCAUGGAUUUUUCAUCCCACAUUGAAAAUAAAAGUUUAAAAUAAAGAAAGGGAACUGUGCCACAAUAGUACAUGUGGCACAAGCAUGUAUCGUAAGUCAUUUCAUUGUACCCUGUAUUAUCACUGGUAUAUGGUAUAAAGUUAACCUUGUCAUUUAAACAAAACACGUACUGUAAUGUUCUCGUAUGUAUUGUCACUUUUUUUUAGUUCAGUGAUAUUACAAGAAUAAAUCCAACCAAUGCUCCAUAUUUGUGGAGUCAUGGAGAAGAGUUACGGUUACACAGUGUGGUUUUACACAAGGUCAAGGUCUCUGAGCAAAUACAGCCUUCAUGACACAGUGUCACUUGUUUCUGAAGAUAUAGAAAUCUCAGAUAACUUAUCAAAGGAGUAAAGUCCAUUCAAUUAGGCAUAGGUUAUAGAUUUAGGUAAACAUUUA
Molecule: messenger RNA, 2055 nt
Organism: Oreochromis niloticus (Nile tilapia)
Lineage: Eukaryota; Metazoa; Chordata; Actinopteri; Cichliformes; Cichlidae
Gene: bco1
Product: beta-carotene oxygenase 1
Exons: 11
Coding region: 62-1645 (527 amino acids)
Biological process (GO): retinal metabolic process; carotene catabolic process
Molecular function (GO): carotenoid dioxygenase activity; beta-carotene 15,15'-dioxygenase activity
Source: RefSeq, a predicted model, not a curated record